CAGCACGCCCUCACGCCCACCGCAGCUCAUGCCCAUGUCGCCAGCAUGGCUGCGGAUCCGACCGACAAUGACCAGCAGGCGGUGACAACGGGAGAAGCUGGCAACGGCACCGACGCGGCCCAGCACGUCGACGACCAUGACAUCGAGAACGAUGACGAUGAAGAAGAGGACGACGACGCAGACGAGGAGCCCAAGCUCAAGUACAGCCGCUUGACGAGCAGCCUGGGGCCUGUGUAUCGCAAUGGCGACGCGACAAGCUCCUUUCUGGUUGCAGGUGAUAAGAUGAUCGUCGGCACACACAAUGGCAAUAUUCACACCCUCACCAUCCCAUCUUUCCAGAUACUGCGUACCUACAACGCCCAUCCGUCGGCCUCAGUUACCGCGCUGUCCGUUUCGCCUCUCCCACGCACGCAGUCUUUCGUCAACCAAGUUGGCUCGCCUAUCAGAGCACCAGAAGCAGAUGCGCCGUCGAGAAAGCCUACACCGCACGCGGGCCGCGACCCUCGUAGACCACAGCAGAAUCCGGUUCCCAAUAUCCCGUCGAACCAGAUCUACAUCGCGUCUGCAUCCAUAGACGGCCAUGUCUGUGUGUCCUCUUUGGUCGAUCCCAAAGACGUUACCCUGCGCAAUUUCGCGCGCCCUGUCCAAGCUGUCGCACUCUCGCCGGACUACAAAAACGAUCGCUCAUAUCUGUCAGGAGGCCUGGCUGGCGAACUGAUCCUGACGAGUGGAGGCCCAAUAGGCACUCGCGCGACUGCGAACACAAGCUCAGCAUCUCAGGCGGCUCAUGGCUGGCUUGGAGCGAUAGGCCUCGGUGGAAAUAGUGGUCGAGAUACAAUUCUGCAUUCUGGAGAAGGUUCCAUCAGCACCAUCAAAUGGUCUCUGUCCGGGAAGUACAUGGUAUGGGUCAACGAGGAAGGCAUUAGAUUCAUGCGUACGAACUUGUUCCUGGACAGCGCAGAUUCUGAACUUGCUUGGAAGAGGAUCGGCUUUGUUGGAAAGCCCAACCGCCGCGUCUGGCAAGAUAUGGCUGCGUUGUGGAAAGCAAGAGUCGAGUGGGUCGACGACGAGUCGCUGGAGUCUGACGAUGAUGCAAUCAUGAGCAUGAACGACCAUCGUGAUCACGGCAAGGCCGAAUCCACUCUUCCUCAGCACCGAAGACAUAAGCAAGGAAAGCAGCCCAAGAAAGAGAAGGUUGAGAAGUUGGUCGUAGGCUGGGGAGAUGCCGCCUGGAUCAUUCAUGUCAUUCCUGGGGAAGUCUUCGGUAAUGGCAGGACCGGCGAAAGAUCUCCUGGCAGCAUCGAAGUCCCUCACCAUCUCAAGUUUGACGAUUGUAUUGUUUCUGGAAUCUCGCUUUAUACCCCUUCCCUACUUCUAGUUCUUGCAUAUCGCACACACGACGAUGACGACAACCCCAUCGAAACGACUCCACGACGCGGCAUGCACCGACGCGCGAAUGGCUUGUCUCCUGAGCUCAAACUCAUCGAUGCUGUCACUCAGGAGGAAGUUGAGGUUGACUCUCUGACAGUCAGCAGAUACGAGACUCUUUCGGCAGCCGAUUACCAUCUGGGAACACUAUAUGUACCGCAUCCAAAGGCCAUGACGCCUGCACAAAAGAGCGCACUCGAGGCCAUUGGGGGAGGAAUCUGGGACGCCGGUGUCAGCGCGACGAGGAUCUUCAGUUCUGGUGCCAGUGUUCUCAGCCUACCAAUAGGUUCAGAGUCAAGACCGGCAUCAUUGUCGUCGGCCAGCGGCACUGUGCCAUCUGCGGCCGCUCGUGGACGACAAACGCCGGUACACCCUAAUGCUGCGACAGCUGGUCUCAAGGUCUUUAUCCACAGUCCGUAUGACUGUGUGCUGGCAAUAAAGCGAGAUCUGGCAGACCAUUUCAGCUGGGAACUAGAGCAUGAGAACUACAAAGAUGCUUGGGAGCUUCUGGAAGAUCACCCAGAAGUUAUUAGCUCUGCCAGCCAGUCGGUGACGGAAACCUCGCCAGCCAGCACGCCGGCCCAGAAGCGAGGAAGCCUGCAAGACUUCUUCGCUGAUGAGACUGAAUCUCAAGACACUGUCUCUGCCGUGAGAGUGAAUCAAAACACUGCUAUUGAGAAAGAGAAGCGACGCGUUGGUGAUCUCUGGGUACAGCAGCUGGUGAACGCAGGCGACUGGAAAGAAGCUGGUAAAGUUGCCGGUCGUGUCUUAGGCACCUCUGCCAAAUGGGAGCAUUGGGUCUGGAAGUUCGCGCAGACGAAUCAUUUCAACGAAAUCUCACCCUACAUCCCAACCAAACAGAUGCAGCCACCGCUGCCAUCCAUGGUGUACGAAGUAAUUCUUGGACAUUACAUCAUCAACGAUCGGAUACGAUUCAAGCAUCUGCUUGAAGCAUGGGAUCCAGAUCUCUUCGACAUCAACAGCGUGAUCGAAGCUAUCAAGGCCAAGCUGAACGCUGGAGAUGUCACCGAAGACUCGAUCGAGGGUAACGAACAAGGCCGCGACUGGCGAAUACUGCAAGAUGGUCUUGCCAAGCUCUAUCUUGCAAGUGGUCGCCAGAGAGAAGCACUGCGCUACUACAUACGCCUGCAAAACGCCGAUGCUGCUAUGGGCAUCAUUCGUGACUUCCAUCUCGUGGAGGCUGUCAGGGACGACAUCCCUGGCUUUAUUCUGCUGCGUGUGUCGAGAGAGCAGAUGGCAUCAGCACCUCUACAAGAGCUGGAAGAGGCAUCAUUGGAGACCAUUGAAGUGCUUGUCGAGGAAGGUUGUCGUGGAACCAUUCCAGCUGACGAUGUCGUCACCCAGCUUCAAGAGAGCAAGAAAAGGGACUCGUUCCAACCAUUUCUGUUCUUCUACCUCCGACGCCUGUGGAAGCCAGAACUACACGAGCGCAAAGCCAGAACGGCGAAAGAGCGAGUUGCUGAAGACCGCCUGGCUGCAGAUGGCAAGAUCGUGGCCGAAGGUUUCUCUGACCUUAUGGUUGAGCUGCUUGCUGAGUACGACCGCGCACUAUUGAUGGAGUUCCUCCGCAAGUCGCAAAGCUUCGAUUUGAGCAAGGCCACGGCUAUCUGCGAGAGCAGAGAGUACAUCCCAGAGCUUGUACACAUACUCUCAAAAACCGGUCAGACUAAGCGCGCCUUGUACCUGAUCAUCGAGAAACUUUCAGAUGUCAGCUUUGCCAUAUCGUUUGCGAAAGAACAGGACGAUCCAGAUCUGUGGAACGACUUGCUUGACUAUUCUAUGGACAAGCCGCAGUUCAUCAGAGGGUUACUUGCAGAAGUCGGUACAGCCAUCGACCCCAUCCAACUCGUCCGCCGCAUCCCCGAGGGUCUGGAGAUUGAAGGUCUGAGAGACGGCAUCGGCCGCAUGGUCCGUGAAUAUGAAAUCCAACACUCCAUCUCAGAAGGUGUAGCGAAGGUGCUGCGCGGUGAAGUCGCAGCUGGCAUGGACACACUUCGUGCAGGACAAAAGCGAGGCGUCAAGUUUGAAGUCAUACCGUGUGAUGAUGAUUCAGAUGCUUUGCAAGAGAAGCUGCCUGGUGCACAGAAUGGGCUACCAAAGGGCAAAGAAGUCGAUCUGAGACCCAGGGGCGUUGACCCAAAGACGGCUGCAAAGGUGCUCAGCAGCGGUAACAACACAGUAGCUACCUCGACAAACCCAACUCCUGUCCCUGACCCUGCACCAGCAGAGGAUCCGAACGUUGAGGCUCCACCAGGUCACUGCACAGGCUGCCGUGAGGCCUUCAUCCUGCCCACCGCAGAAGAGGAAGAGGUUAUGGACACACCGCUGCCAAAGUCUCGAGAUACACUAGUUGGCUUUGCAUGCGGUCACGUCUUCCAUCUUAGCUGCUUGCUGCCAGAGACGAGCGCUAGUGCUAGUGUCGCUGCAACACUUCAGCAGCAACUCGCCAAUGAUGCUUUGGAGAGUGGCGGCAGAUGGAGCAGGAGUGUCGGUGCGAAGGUUGCGCACGCACAUGUUAUCAAGAGCGCGAUAGGGCGUGGGUGCGUUGUUUGUCGUGAGCGGGAAGGUAUGGUCGGCGAUGACUAG
This is a messenger RNA of Macroventuria anomochaeta, 4035 nucleotides long. Its product is annotated as vacuolar assembly protein-like protein. Gene Ontology annotation, cellular component: HOPS complex; late endosome. Gene Ontology annotation, biological process: endosomal vesicle fusion; protein targeting to vacuole; macroautophagy. Gene Ontology annotation, molecular function: protein binding. The record is from RefSeq and is a predicted model, not a curated record. Lineage: Eukaryota; Fungi; Ascomycota; Dothideomycetes; Pleosporales; Didymellaceae. The transcript is spliced from 5 exons. The coding region runs from base 46 to 4035 and encodes 1329 amino acids.